Messenger RNA from Cryptomeria japonica (Japanese cedar), 492 nucleotides. RefSeq lists its product as uncharacterized. NCBI's taxonomy places the organism in Eukaryota, Viridiplantae, Streptophyta, Pinopsida, Cupressales, Cupressaceae. Gene Ontology annotation, molecular function: nucleic acid binding; RNA-DNA hybrid ribonuclease activity. The record is from RefSeq and is a predicted model, not a curated record. The coding region runs from base 1 to 492 and encodes 163 amino acids. The transcript is spliced from 2 exons.
AUGGUCAGAGAUGGUCUGAAGUGGCAGCUUGGAGAUGGCAAAAAGGCUGGUGGUGGAGUCAUCAGGGAUCAACUAGGGGACAUGAUUGCAGCCUAUGCUGGCAACCUCAGUGAAAGCUCGGUCACCCAAGCUAAGGGAAUGGCCCUCCUCUGGGGGUUGAAAAUGGCUAACGACAUAGGAAUAAAGCAUCUAGAAAUUGAAGGAGACUCUAAAGUUAUUAUCGACUCUAUCAAAGGGAAGGCUUUAGCUAGGUGGAAAGUGGAACCCAUUCUAAGGGAUAUCAGGCAGUUGCUGGUCAAAAUGGAGGACUUCACCAUAGACCACAUCUUCAGAGAAGGAAAUAGAGCGACAGAUUCCAUGGUGGCUAAAGGAAGGUUGCAGAUGGGCUUACGAUGCUGGAGGAACCCCAAUGCGCUGCCAAUCACUGUUAAGGAAAUCCUGGAUAAGGAAAAAGCCUUAUGCCAGGAAAGGACUAACCCUUCUGCCCAAUGA